Morus notabilis is the source of this 1331-nucleotide messenger RNA. RefSeq names its product probable mannitol dehydrogenase. Gene Ontology annotation, molecular function: cinnamyl-alcohol dehydrogenase activity; zinc ion binding. The transcript is spliced from 5 exons. Gene Ontology annotation, biological process: lignin biosynthetic process. Bases 74 to 1168 code for a protein of 364 amino acids. The record is from RefSeq and is a predicted model, not a curated record. Lineage: Eukaryota; Viridiplantae; Streptophyta; Magnoliopsida; Rosales; Moraceae.
UCUCUCUCUCUCUCUCUCUCUCUUAUUGUUAGCAAUAAUAUUGGGUUGAAUUUGUACGAGAUCAUAUUCAAGAAUGGCAAAGCGUUGCGAAGAAGAGCACCCCAAGAAGGCCUUUGGAUGGGCAGCCAGGGAUACUUCUGGUCUCCUCUCUCCUUUCCAUUUCUCUCGAAGAGAAACUGGAGAGAAAGAUGUUACGUUUAAGGUUUUGUAUUGUGGGAUAUGUCACUCGGACCUUCACAUGGUUAAGAAUGAAUGGGGCAAUUCUACCUAUCCUCUCGUUCCUGGGCAUGAAAUUGUUGGAGUAGUGACAGAAGUGGGAAGCAAAGUGCAAAAGUUCAAGGUGGGCGACAAAGUGGGCGUGGGCUGCAUGGUGGGAGCUUGCCGCUCUUGCGAAAGCUGCGCCAAUGACCUCGAGAAUUACUGCCCCAAGAUGAUCCUCACCUACAGCGCCACCUACUACGACGGCACAACCACCUACGGAGGCUACUCCGAUGUGAUGGUAGCCGACGAGCACUUUAUCGUUCGCAUUCCGGACAACCUACCUCUUGAUGCUGGAGCCCCUCUCCUGUGCGCCGGGAUCACAGUUUAUAGCCCCUUGAAGUAUUUCGGCCUAGACAAGCCAGGUCUUCAUGUUGGCAUAGUUGGCCUAGGCGGGCUUGGCCAUGUGGCAGUGAAAUUUGCCAAGGCUAUGGGGGUUAAGGUCACUGUGAUUAGUACCUCUCCUAACAAGAAGAAGGAAGCUAUUGAACAUCUUGGUGCUGAUUCAUUUUUGGUCAGCCGUGACCAAGAUGAAAUGAAGGCUGCCAUGGGCACAAUGGAUGGUAUCAUUGACACAGUUUCUGCAGUGCAUCCUCUUUUGCCUUUGAUUGGUUUGUUGAAGCCCCAUGGAAAGUUGGUCAUGGUUGGUGCUCCGGAGAAACCACUUGAGCUACCGGUUUUUCCAUUGUUGAUGGGAAGGAAAAUAGUGGGUGGAAGUUGCAAUGGAGGGAUGAAGGAAACACAGGAGAUGAUUGAUUUUGCUGCAAAACACAAUAUAAGGGCUGAGGUUGAAGUUAUUCCAAUGGAUUAUGUAAACACUGCAAUGGAGCGACUUCUGAAGGCAGAUGUCAGAUACCGAUUUGUUAUUGACAUUGCAAACACAUUGAAGCCAUCAACAGCUAGCUCUUAAGAAACUUGUUUUGCUUCUUUUGUUCAUUGUAUUUUUCGGAAAUAAUUCAAACUAAAUUCGAUCGAUUCAAGUUGUAUUUUCACGAGCUUUAUUAAAUAAGUUGCUCAUAUAUGAGAUUACAGUAUUUGAGACAACAAAUUAUUCUAUGCCUUCUCUUCUUUUG